GGGGAGAGGGAGCUUGAGUCCUCUGUGAGCGAGGUAAACUAAGAUUGGGUGGUGCGGGCAUCUCGCUUUCUGAGAUCAGAGACUGCUGGCGGGGAGGAAGGAAAGCAGCAGAGCUUCCCGUUGCCGCCGCCUGGGGAUAGCUGGAGACAUUGCCGCCGGUUGCUGAGGGCAGGAGCCUGCGAAGUGUAGGCGCCCGGAGAUACCAACACGACCUUCCUCUUUGCUGCCGUGGUGCGCUGUGCUUCAAGGGAGAGAGCGAGGCAGAAAGAUGGACUUAAAAUGAACAAAGGCUGACAGCUCUGUCUGUGGAAAGGCUUGACGGAGAGAGGGAGGGAGAGACGACGGCUCUAGCAACCGCCUCGACUCGCCUUAGCGACUGGAGCUCCGGUGAAGUAACUGCUGUUGCCUUCAGCGCCUGACAAUGAAACCGAAAGGCAGGUCCCUCGCAGGGGGUGGCGGUCACCGCUCCGGGUGAUUUUGAGCUGCUUUCCGGGGGGCUCUUGCCUGGGGACAGUUUGACAAUAAGUCACCUCUUCGCCUUCCUCCAGAAGUGACCGCCGCCCCCCCGGCAAAGCGAGGUACAAACCCGGGAGCCUUGCUGCGAGGGUGCCUCUGUGUUCUCUAACAGCCCUUGCCUUGUCUUGCCGUGCCUCCUUGCCGCCGCCGCCUUCCCCUGCUUUUGAACCGGGGGCGCGCUGACAACUGGAAGGAGAGGCAGCUGCCGCCGCACCGUUGUUUCUGGGGCGAUUUGUCGUUGUGUACUUCGCGGUGUGGUUUAUCCUUGGAGAUGAGAAGGAAGAAGUGGCGGCUUCUGCUUGGGCUGAGGCUGGCUGUUGGGGAUAAGCCUAGAUAAAGAGACGGGGAACGCCGAGCGUCUGUGUCGAUGUCGGAAAGCAAUUGACAGGAGGGAGCGCUCAGACUGAGGGUAGUUGUGGUCUGGCUUUGGAGCCAACAACAGUUUGAAAGGUGGUAGGAUGACUGUGGACGCGCGGGACAGGCCUUUGGUGACGCCAACAUCUGUUUGAAAAACUUCUUCCGGGCUGGAAUGGAGAAGUGAAGCCCUAAGACUACUUCUUUUAAAGAACUAGAAGAAGAGCAACAAAAGAAACGCAGGGGGGAUCUGGAAUAUAGAGUGGCUUGUGAACAACCACAUUGCCUCUGUGCCUUGCAACUGACUCCUAAAGAAAGGGGAUGCAUAGGAUAAGCAAGGGUAUUUCUGUCGUCAAAGAAAGAGGAAGACUGGCUUCUCAUGCCCUAUCUUAAUUUUUUCCUCCCGGAAUAGGGUUUGACUGUAAUACAGAACAGCCUCUUUCAUGGCAAGGAAAGCUUAAGGGAAAUAACAAUUCCCCUUGUAAUUCAGAGCAACAAGAAGAAAAAAAAUAGAGGACUCAUAGCGAGGUGCAGAGUUUAGGAAGAGAUCCCUGGAAAAAAUUGGAUGUUAUGGAUUGUUUCUCAGCAGCUGGUCCUGGAUCAGGAUUGAUGGGUUUGAAUGAAUUAAUAGGAAUUUUUUAUUUUUGUAGAAUCAUAUGUAUUUUAACAAACCUUUGUGAAAAGAAGCUUCCGAGCUUCAGAUUUGUCUGCUUCCAAUGCUGAAUCAAGAUCUCCUUCAAGAUGUGGAAGUGAAGAACACACUGAGCAAUUUAAGCAAAGGGCACAAUGCUUUAAAAUUCUUUUAGAGUUUUAUGAUUGGAUAGAAACUUGAUUUAUAUUUUAACUUUUCUAGUUCCUUUUUGUUGUAUGAUUAUGCAGUUCUAAAGGAUUAUUUUGAACUUUUAAAAUUCCAUAGUUAAGAAGGGAAGGACUGCUUACCAUUUCUGAAAUGACAGCUUUAGUCUCUCAGCAGUUAACUGGGUAUUAUAAAGAGCUGUGAGAAACUUAAAAUUAAAAUUACUAAUAGUGGCUUCUGGGAAACUUUCUGUUGAAUGAGAUUAGUUUGGGGAACUGUUCCCCCUCAUUCUCCCUUGAUGACUCCUGGCGCUGGUGGUGGAGGGCCCAUGAAAGACUGUGAAUACAGUCAGAUCAGCACUCACAGCUCCUCUUCUCCCAUGGAGUCUCCCCAUAAGAAAAAGAAAACAGCUUAUAGAAAAAAAUGGGAGGUUUUUCCUGGGAGAAACAAAUUCUUUUGCAAUGGAAGGAUCAUGAUGGCUCGCCAGACUGGAGUCUUCUACCUGACGCUUCUACUUAUCUUGGUUACCAGUGGACUCUUCUUUGCCUUUGAUUGUCCGUAUUUAUCAGAUCAGAUUACACCUGCUAUUCCUGCAGUAGGCGCAGUUCUGUUCUUUUUUGUGAUGGGAACCUUGCUACGUACUAGCUUCAGUGAUCCUGGAGUCCUACCCCGUGCAACGCCAGAUGAAGCAGCAGAUUUGGAAAGACAAAUAGGUAACACAGAAGAUAUUGCAAAUGGUUCCAGUUCAGGAGGAUAUCGUCCACCUCCCAGAACAAAAGAAGUAGUAAUAAACGGGCAGACAGUAAAAUUGAAAUACUGUUUUACCUGCAAGAUUUUCCGUCCUCCUCGUGCCUCACAUUGCAGCCUCUGUGAUAACUGUGUAGAACGGUUUGAUCAUCACUGUCCCUGGGUAGGCAACUGUGUGGGGAAAAGAAACUACAGAUUUUUUUAUAUGUUUAUUUUAUCUCUGUCCUUUCUGACAGUUUUUAUAUUUGCAUUCGUUAUCACCCACGUCAUCCAUCGAUCUCAGAAAACAGGGUUCUUAAGCGCACUCAAGGACAGUCCUGCAAGUGUGCUGGAAGCUGUGGUGUGUUUCUUCUCUAUAUGGUCCAUUGUUGGACUCUCAGGUUUUCAUACUUAUCUGAUCAGCUCCAAUCAAACAACAAACGAGGAUAUUAAGGGAUCUUGGUCCAAUAAAAGAGGUAAAGAGAACUACAAUCCAUACAGCUACGGCAAUAUUUUUACUAACUGUUGUUCUGCACUUUGUGGGCCCCUCUCUCCCAGUUUGAUUGACAGAAGAGGAUUUAUACAGCCAGAUACUCCACAGCCAGCAGCACCCUCAAAUGGCAUUACAAUGUAUGGAGCAACACAGUCUCAGAGUAAUAUGUGUGAUCAAGAUCAGUGCAUUCAGAGCACUAAAUUCGUUUUGCAGGCUGCUGCCACACCACUACUCCAGAGUGAGCCCAGCAUUACUAGCGAAGAGCUACCUUUACCAGGAAAGACCACUAUCAGUGCUCCCUGUGCCGCGCUAACACUAGGGCAGCCGACUCCACCCUCCUCCAUGCCAAAUCUCACAUCAGAAACAGGUUUGUCAGACAUGAUACCAUUGAAGGAGGAUCCUGAAAGUCAUCAGUUUCUUACUCCUGAAGAAGCUCCAUCACCACCUGGCAUGUUGCCAUUGGGGAGUCCUGUGACACAUAGCCAUACCAUGCAUGUCCUCAGCCUAGCCAGCCAAGAUUCAUUGCAUGAAGACUCAGUACGUGGCCUUGUGAAACUCAGCUCAGUCUGAACAACUUUAACUAUGACUUUCAUUAUACUGACCUUAUUUACCAACUAUAACAAACUUGGUACACUUUCAGACUGUGGAAUACACAUGUACCUGAGAUUUUGCUACGCGGUGGUAUAUGCUAAAAUAACAAAUUAUUUUUGUGCAAUGGAAUUAUGAUAUUCUUUAAUAGUGUUGGUGGUUUGGAUUUGACAGCAAUGUUGAUGUCUAAAUGAAAACCAAAAUGUACAUUAAUUCUAACUGGUAACAAAUGCAAUCCAGCAAACCGGAAUUAUUCUACAAAGGUAUUUAUUAUAGUGCUUUAAAAAAUUACUGAAUAUAUGAAUCACGCUCCAUAUUUAUGAAGCUACUGUGUAAUACCACCUUUAUAGCCAGUGGGAGGGAAGACACUCUUUUCUUGUUACUGUGCUACCAAUAUUUGAAACAGAAACUUACCAUUCCGUUAAUACAAAAACAAUAAGGACUGCCAUUGUGGAUUUGCUCGCCAUGCUGCAUUGUAUGUUACAGUAGUGCUGGUACUGAAAGAAAGUGCUGCUUUAUUUUUUGUGAGUUCCAAAGUACUGUUUUAUGUAAAAGACAGUGCAAUUAAUCUAAUGGACAAAUAUGGUGUGUGUUUUCCAACUUAGUCAAGUUUAUUAUAAAUAAAUGAGUUAAUGGUAUUUCAGAUGUAGGGGAUUUUUGCAUAUCAUUCUAGUGUUGAGUAUCUAAAAUAAAGUAUUGUGUUGUGCCAUAUCAUGGAUUUUUCUCUGCUACCUGCCACACCUUGUCCUACAUGACCACAUUACAUGUGGACAUCUAAUUAAAUUGUAUUCUAUCUGUCUCUGGAUAUGUUUCUGGAGCCACAUGGAUUUCAGUUUCUCUCAAGCAGAUGUAAUUGAACACAAAGGUAUAGUGAUAAACCAAUUAUGAACUCUUUUGUUUCCAUAUUGUGUGUGGUUUUAUAAAUAGGCUGUUUAAUUUUAGGGCACAGUGUGUCUUCAGCUAAGUGGAAUGCUAAAAUAACUUGGAAGUAAUAUGUUCUUGAGGACCUCUUCCAGUGAUAUCCAGGGGAUUCUCUCAAAUAUAAGGUUUGCAAAAUAAGGAUGUCAAGGCUUUCGCAAAGGAAUAGAUACGAUGCUGGGAUAUAUUUGAUUACUAACUGACAUCCAGUCAUGGUUAUUCUCAGCUAUAUAUUUCUUCUGCUAUUUAAGACAUACAUAUUUAUGGUACAGAAUUGUUUGAUGCUUUAAUAUGGGGGUUAAGAAAAAUUAGUUGUAACUUUAAAACAAUCCCCUCAGGGACAGCCCAAGAGAGCAGGCAAUGAGAAUGGUGUGUAUCUCUGCAUCUUGCCUUGCUUUGAAGAUGCUAGGACCUGCAAUAAUCUCUUCUCAGGACAAAAUUUAAUGCAGAGUAUUUUCAGAAUUCUAAAUCAUCGCUCCAGGCAACUUUUUUAAAAAAAUGGAUUGUGACGGUAUUAGUCAGUUGCAUUUCUGAUACAUGGAAAAACAGAUUAUAAAAGAAACUAAAAGCACAAUGUUUAAAUUGGAAUAAUGCCAUCUGUUACAGAAAUGCUAGCAAGAGCCCUCACACUGUGUACAAUUUUGUAAAAGGUAUUUUUUUCCUGAACAGUGAUAAGUCUUUCACCUUGUUGCAUGUAUAGAAAAUUAGAAACAAAUUUUGAUAUCCACAGGUUCCUUGUUUUUGUUUUCUUUUUUGCAGAAAGCUAUGCAUGAUCUGCAGUGAUAUGGUUGCAGAUCAUUAAAGUGUAAUGAUUGUUGUGAGCCAUUAAAAUGUUUACAAGUUUUCAUAUGAAGGGAUAUUGCCUCUUUUGCUGACUGACCUCAUAGGGUUUCUUUAAAAUCCAGCAUAUAUUCUUUCCUUUAGUAUAUGAAUAUUCCAAAGAAAAACCAACAACUUUGAGAUGAUUACUCAGGGCUCAGGUGUUUUUUAUUGCUGUUCUGGCAAGAUGUAACAGAAGCAUGUGUGCUACUAUAAGCACCAAUAUAACAGCAGCAAAGAUGGUAGUGGGGUCCUUUUAGGGGAGGAGGAUGGGAUUGACCUCCUCCAUGCAACAGCAGAACACCUCAGAGGCAACAAUCCCAAAUCAGGUUGUGAGCUGAUAAUGUGAUGAAACAGCCAGAAAUGUGAUUAAAAUUACAUAGUACAGUUCUGGGAGGUUGGGGGAGUUUGAGGUUUUGCUACUGUUCCUUUCUGUCGUGUGUAUCCUGAUUUUGCUGCAGUUUUAGUGAAGGGUAGAAAGGCUGUCAAGAGAAAACACAGGCCUUUAUUACUCACUGCAUUAAAAUAGGGUGCCUAAGCAUUUUCUGGCAGUAGAAGAAGUAGUUAUGUCAAGAUAAUUGCCUGUGUGGGUAGUAUUAUUUGUAGGGAAUUAACUUUAAAAAACCAACAGUAUUUGAUUAGUUCAGUGAAUCUGUUUAACAAAACUGGUCUUAACAUAAUUCUGCAGAAGCUAGAACAUGGAGCUUGCAUUCCCCACAAUGUAGAUAACUAAUGAUAAAAAAUAUUUUACUCUGCCAUUACGACUUCACAGCUGGGGAACUUAUACAGAAGAGGAGGACCAUUUAAAAUGCAUCUGCUUGCAUUGUCACAGAAAUCCUUCAUCUUGUUUUAAUAGCAGCCUUUGAAUGUCCUUGCCAUUAACAAAUAGUCAACAGCACUGUGCAUGAUGUAGGUCCACAGUAUGGUACUGGUAAUGGUUUGACUAGGGGAGGGGAGUAAGAAUAUCAUGUAAUUGAUUUUAAGCAUCUCUCUCUUUUACUUUAAAACUUUAAAAUGCAGCACCUUGCUUGUUGGGUUUGUGGGUUUUUUAGUGCUUGAGGGAACAAAAAUGCUUGAUGACAGAAAUAAAGUACUGUGAAUACCUAUUUUAGAACAAAUUUUUUCCAUUUGCAUUGAUGUACAGUAAUUUUUGGCUGUUUGUUUAUAAUCUUUUUUGACUUUGUGUUGAAGAAUAAAAUUACCGCAUUUUUAAGCA
This is a messenger RNA of Heteronotia binoei (common prickly gecko), 6426 nucleotides long. RefSeq names its product zinc finger DHHC-type palmitoyltransferase 14 (gene ZDHHC14). The record is from RefSeq and is a predicted model, not a curated record. NCBI's taxonomy places the organism in Eukaryota, Metazoa, Chordata, Lepidosauria, Squamata, Gekkonidae. Gene Ontology annotation, cellular component: Golgi apparatus; endoplasmic reticulum. The coding region runs from base 1923 to 3455 and encodes 510 amino acids. Gene Ontology annotation, biological process: protein targeting to membrane; peptidyl-L-cysteine S-palmitoylation. Gene Ontology annotation, molecular function: protein-cysteine S-palmitoyltransferase activity. The transcript has 9 exons.